UAAUUUAAUUUUUCAUUUCAGUCAAGUCCAUUGUUAAGUGAGCGUGCACCUCCUGAGGGUCAGGAAGACCCUCCCUUGCAUCAAUCCAUCACCAGUCUUUUCCAAAACAACAACAACAGUAACAGUGAUGACAGUAACAACAACAAUGCCAGCGAGCCAGCGACAGGAGAGAUGCCAGACAGUGAGCAGGAAAAGGGUGUGCCACAAGAAAGAGAUACACGUGUUGGCUGCUUCUCCCAUCACAGUGAUAUCAUCGAUGGGGUGCGGUGGGAGGAGUUGACAAAGAUAGGUCAGGAGAUGCUAAAGGAAGGCUGCCAAGAAAAUGGAAAGUUUGGAAAGGAGGCACUAAUUUCCCGGAUAUACCAAGAAAGUGACAAAAGUGAAACACAGAAAGUAACAGGCACAAAGCCCAAACGAAGGCAGGACUAUCUUAACCAAACUGACAUUCAGACGUGGAGGUCAGGCAGUAAGAGCUCAGGACCCAAGAAGUUCCCUCAGAGAAGCAGCUGCUAUGCCAAGACACACCAUCAUAUAAGCUUGGGCGACCGGAAGCGGCUAUAUAAAAAACUAUACAAAGAAGAGAAAAGAUUACCCAGUCUUUAUAUACCUGCCAAAGUAGAACCAUCUGCUUUUAAGGAAGAGGAGGAGCGACUUGCCUUGGAAGUGGCACAAGGCCAGUCUAACCUCACUCUUCCUGGAGCUCAAGUGGACCCUUUGGCCAAGCAGAGGUUCACUGCUCACUUCUUUGCAGCUGAAGAAGAAAAGUUUUACAAAAUGUUCAGUGUGAGGGAAGGCCACAGCAGCGGGGAGAGUGUCGGGGUCCAAGUAGUCCUUUCCACCCACGCCCUCUACGUUGUUGCUCCAUUGCCGAGGGGAGCAAAGCCUCGCCACUCCAUGAAGUACUCGGACAUCUACACCAUCAUUGUUGGAGCAAAUGACCAGUGGAUAUGUGUCAUAAGUAAGGAGGCCAUGCAGAAAGACUUCACUGCCACAGGAACUUUUCCUGGUGUCCAGUUGGAGAUUGGAGACCCUGACGUCACACACAGCUUCAUGAGUUCCUUGGAGCUUGCAAUCCGUCGCCAUUUUCUCUCUGGGAGACUGGGUACAAGAGGUGUGGCUGCAGCACACUCUGUGAAGGACUUGAAGCCUUCCUCAAGGAAAGGUUUUCUACAGGAAUUCACCAGAGAAUGUGUUGACAACUUCUCCAACUCCCUUUUAGAAGAAUCCCUUCUAAAUGCAUGGGACACUCAGAAGUCUGCUGACAUUAGUCAAGCAACAACUGGGAGCAGUGAAGCCUCCCCUGCAGUGACUCCAGGAUCUGUUCAUUCCAGUCAAGAGUCAAGUGAUGCCAGUCAGUUGUCAACAGACAUCAGUGAUAUGUCCAAUGAUACAAGUCAGUCUCUCGAUGAGGCAAGCCACAUGUCUGGUGAACUAAGUAGAGCAUCAUCAGAUGAUAGUCAGGCAUCAAAUGACAUUAGUCAUUUGUCAUCAGAUGUCAUAUUAGGCUCCACAGACUCAAGUCGCCAUGCUUCAGACUUGAGUAAUUCAUUAUCGGAUGAAACUCCCACCUCAUCAGACAUGGUCCAGUCCCUCUCGAGUAUCAGUGAUGCAUCGCUGAACAUGAGUCAGGCCUCUGGCCAUGGGGAGCCUGAGUCCUGUGAAACAAGCCAGCAUUCUGGAGGCACCAUCAAGGAUUCAGAUGAAGCAGAGCAGGCUCAUCAUCCUCUAAAACUUGAGCUGCAGAGGCAAAACAAUUUUUACUCUUUUGCUGGAGGAUAUUUACGUUGGAAUGGAGCAUUGCUGGAGCAGACCCUCCCUGCGGUGGUUGUGCAUCCUUCCUGGGAACUGCCAAGCCUCAGUGGGUGGCUGAGGACGAAGCUGCGUCUCCAGGAAUCUCCUGAAGUGGUUGGUUACUGGCUGGUGGACUGGGAGGAUGGCAGCAGCCUUGGGGGAGGUGACUCAGCAUAUGGUCCCUUGGGGCCCACCAAGGAGGGUUCCCUUAUGUUCAAGCCUCCAGGUCUUCUUAUGCCUUGGAGGCCUGCAUAUUUUAUACUCAAAGCUGGAGUUCUGUACCAGUUCAAUGAUGCCCGGGAGAGGCUGCCACACAUGAUCGUGGAGGUAGUGCAGUGUGUGGGGUGUGUACGCUUGUCCUCCAGCCAGCGGCCCCAUGCCUUCCAGCUGCUGAGGAAGAAGGACACGCCCCUCAUGCUAGCCGCCUCUGAUGAGCAUCAGGCCUCACUGUGGCUGCAGGCCUUCCUCACCAUUAUUAACAGCGGGGUACGAGACAUCAGUGAGAGGAUGCAGGUGCCAUGCCGUGUGGUCCUCCUGGAAUCGGGAGUGUUGUUAGCACAGCAGUCAGACCUGUUCCUUGGGCCACCACCAAACCCAGACCCCAACAGCAGUGACAAAGACAUUCCAGGAAACUCCUCACAGCAGCUUCUUGGAUCCUCCCCCAGCACUCAGCCCUCUUUGGCACAACUAACCAUAGAGAAAAAGGACUCCGACAAACCAAAGAACAUGCUUCUUACUCACCUCAAAGAGCGCAAACCCCUGAGCUCUUCCUUGACAGCCCUAAACCAUGUUGGUGGUAUCUCCUCAGUCCCUGGCAGUCCUGUGAGGCGUAUUUCCCGAGCGGAGAAAUGCUUGUCCCCAGCACACAAGAACCUUCAUCUUCGCCAGAACAGCCUUUCAAAACUUCCUGAUAUUCAGGGAGCCAGUGAGAGGCAACACUCCACAGACAAGUCAUCACUACAACCACCUUCCCCACAGAGAAAGUUAUCUGUGCAGCAAACUCUUGAUGGGAAGGGAAGGAAGGAGAGCACAACACGACUGGCCGAAAGCUUCAGAUCUACUGGGGAAGUUAAAGUGUUGACGAUAAGUGCAAUGGAGCAUUUGUCUUCCAUCUCACUAUAUGCUGAGUGCCCCACCACCUGCCUCUUAGAGUUUGAGUGCAGUGAAGCUGGGGAGAUCUCCGGGGACUGGGCACUCUAUUUCCGCUCCGGCAGCCAGCUACAGCAGUUUGUUGCCGCACUGGCCCACACUUGGCAGUUGUUCUCCCAGGUUGAGUUUCCCUUGCGGCGGAUAGAGGAUGCAGGCGUUCAGCAGUUCCUCUUGGAAGGCUCACAGAUCUCCAGCAAUGGUUGGUCACUCCUGCACUUGUAAGAUUUGGAUGAAGCAAAGCCAUCCCCAACACUCCAGAAAAGGAAGGUUUGAUCUGCCUCAUCAGCAGCCUUACAGGUUUUUUAUAUAAGUUUAUAUUACUUGCUGUAAGAGACACUUAAAAGGAUGAUGCUCUUAUGACAUAAAAAUGAAAAAUCAAGCUAACUAUUACAAUAGAGGUAACACUGUGUUUCCUUUGCUGUGAUGCUUACGUGUUUUUUCUUUUGUGUGCAUUGCAAGGUAGGAAGUACAGCAAUUCACUGGUAAGUAAUGGUUUAUAGUUAAAUGUGUGCAAAGAAUUUUGAACAAUAAAUGUACACUAAUACUCACCUACUUAGAGUGUGCUACCUUGUUAGGACAUUACUCUCUAGUCAUGUGACAAUACAAAGCUUUAAAAACUUGGUUCCUUUAUGUUUUUUGCUGUAAGAGAAAGGGAAUUCUAAUAGAUAUUUGUACGACCGCUGAAUGUUGAGAAAAUUGUGUUUUACCACAUUAACUGACAUGUAAGGUGCACGAACAUGUAAGAUAUACCACAGUUUUCUGCAUGCAAUGUACCUAUAGCAUUCUUCAUCAUAUUUUUUGUUUGAAUUUCUAUUACAUUUGUAACACGUGAAAAUAAUGGAGCUACCAGUGUCUAUCUAUUAACAGUAGUUAUACAUGUACAUAUAGCAGUGGAACUUGCAUAGCUUGUCACAUGUGAUACUCCUGGUGCACAAGUGACCACCAGUUCAUGUAUGUGGUCAUGUGUUGUCACUGAAUUUUUUUUUGAUGGGUGUUAUUUUAUAUUAAGAAGUAUUAAUGCUAUGUUCUUUAACAUUAGAAUAUAGUUAUUAACACCUAGGAAGCACCCAGGCAAGUUGUGUAAGGGAUAGUUUUUCAUUUGAUUUAACAGGUAAUUUUUUUAGACAAAGAAAAAUUGCACCUUGCAUACCAGAAAAUGUGAUACUUAAUUUUUAUAUUAAGUUAAUGCAUAGUUUCAGAUAUUUUCAUUUAUAAUACAAGACAAAAGUUUUCUGAUAACUGUAGAAGUAAGGAAGAAAAGUACUUGUGCUGCACCUGUGCUAGAAUCACAGACAACGCCACACUUUGGAGAUGGCACUUGGCACGACGGCUACACACUUGACAGGCAAAAAAAAGGAAGUGCCUGUACUGUGUUUCCUUGUUUUGUACUGUGCAUAAAAAUUUUGUUUUGCCAAUUGAGGUUACAGCCAUCAUGAACACUGAGCCAUAGUCUUGAUUCAUCUCAUAGAAAGUCUUGAUUACUUUACUGAACUCUGUCUGAUAUUUUACACCAUAGUUUGCAGCAUUCUGUCCCUUGUGAUACUUUAGGUAGCUCUAGGGUGUUGGUGAAGCAUUGGCCAAAAAGUUGGGUUGCAAUCAUGCUGUUUAAAAAUAUUUUCCUUUGAAAGAGGAAUCUCGAAAUAGUUUUAUAAUUGCUCACAAUCAUAUUGCAUAAUCAGAAAAAAUCUUUCUUUUUAUUAUUGGAGCUAAGUCAAAACUAAGAAGCAUUUUAUAUAUAUAAACUGUAAGUGAAUCAUGUCUUCAUGAUAUGCAGUAUUAUGGAAGUGGAUGAGAAGAGGGUGAAGCAAGGGUGCUGUGGAUUGCAUUUGUCACAUUAUUGUCAAGGUUCACAAAUGAGGUGUUGCAUCUCAUGUGGAUUGGGUUACCAUUUUCCUAUUCCUCCCUGAAGGUGCUGAACAGACUUGAUUAUUGCUUCCCAUGAGCUUCUUUGUCACUAAUGGCUGUGGACCAAGGGACUCAUUGGUGGAUAAGGUAUCUGUGGCAUAUCAGCAAGAGUCAUAGCUGUUGAUGGGAACAACUGGGAAUGUAUUUAAUUUAAGAAGAGACUCAUCUAUGCAUUAACUAUUUUAAAUCUUAUUUAUUAUAAUUAUAGUUGAAGAUUUUAUGUGCCAGUAUAAAAUAUUAAAAUUCAGGUAAAGAUAGUAAUGGUUGAAAGGGUGAUGAUGUAAGUAUUAUAAAUUAGGGAACUUUUUUGUCAUUGUAUGUUAUAGAUAUAUAGAAAGAUUAUUUAUGAGGGAUGAGGGAUUUGUUGGAAUUGUUGCGUGGCCUUAGAAUUUUUCUGUAUUCUAUAGAUAUUUUUUAUGAUGAUAACAUUGAGCAGCUGUAUCUUUGGUUCUUGGUGAAUUUUUCAAAUUCCUGCAUUCCAAGUCUCAUUCAUAUUAUACCGGUAGUAAAAUAAUCGCUGCCUUUUAUUUGAGUGGGAAUGGCUUGCCAGUGGAGAUUAUAUGUAUUUUUAAAACGUAACAUAUUCUGCUUUACCAGUGUGUGUGUGUGUGUGUGUGUGUGUGUGUGUGUGUGUGUGCGC
Messenger RNA from Eriocheir sinensis (Chinese mitten crab), 5485 nucleotides. RefSeq lists its product as uncharacterized. Gene Ontology annotation, biological process: Golgi organization; regulation of protein localization; positive regulation of membrane tubulation. NCBI's taxonomy places the organism in Eukaryota, Metazoa, Arthropoda, Malacostraca, Decapoda, Varunidae. The transcript is spliced from 10 exons. Gene Ontology annotation, molecular function: kinesin binding. The record is from RefSeq and is a predicted model, not a curated record. Gene Ontology annotation, cellular component: endosome membrane. Bases 172 to 3162 code for a protein of 996 amino acids.